CGAAGAUCAAAGUGGUAGUCUCUCUCUUUCCUGCUUGAACCACGCGAUUUAAAAACAAAAAGCGGGGGAACGCGUCCUCUCUCCCAGGGUACACACGCUUUAUAUUCACUUCUCUUUUUCGUGCGCUGCGAACCAGUCGCGCUUGUUUUGUGUGCAAUAUGGGAAAACAUAAAAGAAAAAACGAGGAAGACUUCAAACAACUUAAGAAGCGUCUCAAGAUUUUAGAAGGUCAGGUGAAAAAGAGGAAACGAGUUCUAGUUAUGGCCUCCGAUUCAUCAGAUCAAGAGGAUUCUGUUCAUGAUCAUGGGGAAAAUUUCCAUACGGAAUUAAUUUCGAAUGAUCAAGAAAACGUUGAUCCUCAAUUAUUAUCUCUACUGGGAGAAAAAUCUUGCACAAUUUCGGAUGUCGGUGAGGCGAUUCACCCCGAAUUGGUUCAAAGAUGGGAAGACCUUAUAAAAUCUGGAUUAAACGAAGAGAUAAUUAACGACCUGGUUACUAAAUAUCCUUUUCCGGAAAAUUGUGUAUUUAUUAAACCGCCAGUACUUAACCCCGAAAUAAAAGCCACAAUUUCUGAGGCAGCUGUGGCUAGGGACUCUCGCUUGCUUAAUAACCAGAAACAACUAUGCGCUGCAUGGAUUGCUAACGCGAAGGUUCUUAACAAGAUUUUAACCUCCGACAACAUUCCAGUAGAAUCAAGAAUGUUUAUGGCGGAGAAUAUUAGCAAUUCAUCACGGCUGUUAUCGAACCAAAUUUUUGUACAAACAAAUAUUCGACGAUCUUUAGUUUCAAACCUACUGAACGAGAAACUUAAAGACACUCUUCAAAAUUCAGUGUCCGACAACCUCUUAUUUGGCAGUACUCUGAUAGAGGAUAUAAAAUGUGCCAAAGAAGUUCAGAAAUCGAAAUCUGACCUUCAAAAACCCCCCAAGGUGAGAGAUAAAACAAAACAUUUAAACUGGAAGGGUCCAGCUGCGAAUUCUCAGAGAAGCUUUCCCCAGGCUGGACCAAUGAGAACCAGGGUUGCUUCUCAAACCGAGAGAUAUCGGGAUCUCCGAAAAAUGGCCUUUCCUCAAAAGAAAAUGGGCAGCAGACAUCCAUUUGUACGAGAGAAAAACCAAGACAAGACAAGACAGACUUAUCAACGCAGGAGCAGAUUUUAUUAGAAAAUGAGGACGAUUCACCCAUUGGCAAAAUCAACUACACUACUGGCCGCAACUUUGUCAGCAAGAUUUUCGAAAACAGGAAAAUACCAAAACCUUCAAUUAACAUUAUGAUUUCAUCACUAAGUACAGCUACCAUA
Molecule: messenger RNA, 1300 nt
Organism: Photinus pyralis (common eastern firefly)
Lineage: Eukaryota; Metazoa; Arthropoda; Insecta; Coleoptera; Lampyridae
Exons: 3
Coding region: 159-1163 (334 amino acids)
Source: RefSeq, a predicted model, not a curated record